CGUUCGUCACCGCAUGUACAUACCAGGUCCAGAGGUAGGCAAUCAAUCUCAUGCAAAUGUAUGUUCGCUCCAUGUCGAAAUAAUACUGCAAUUUUGUGAUUUUUAUUUUUUGGUAUGCAGGUGCACUUUAGCUUUGUUUUUCAUUUACAUGGAAAUUUACAUUAAUUAGCAUCCGAUUAUCCUUUAUACAGGGUCAAACCGAAAAAGAGGUAGAGGAUGAAAUAACAGCGAUGCCCCAAUUCCCCCGCUUCACAAAUCUGACCGUAAGAUUUUACUCAAAAAAAGGCAGCCACUUCAGAGCAAUUGCGACCGGUCUCCUACAGCGAUGCAGCAAUCUCCGGUAUCUCCACCUAGACGUUCACCUGCAUGGUCAAAGUGAGAAGGACUACAACACCGGCGGCCUCUCCAGCGGCUGGAAAAAUGGGGUGGUCUCGUUGAAGUACCUGCGUGAGGUGGAGUUCAGCGGCUUCUCGGGGCAGGGGUACUGCUUCGACUUGGUGCAGCUGCUGCUCGUGAGCGCUCCGGCGUUGGAGAGAAUGCUCUUGACUAUGCAGCCACCUGAAGAAGGCUGCCGGCGCCCAACAAUUGACUUGGAAUUAUUGAAGUCGAGGCUUCCACGUGGUAUGGGGAAGUGGACCACUCGCCCAACCGCUAAUGCGGAAGCAAUGGAGUGGACGCCAGAUUCGUCGAUGCCCAAGGUUGGGCAGGAGAUGCACGAACUGCAAGCUUGUAGCUUUCUGAUAAACAUUUUUACAUGCAUUGUGAACUAAAAAAAAUGGAUGCAUGUGAAAUAUUUAAUAAGGAAAAGUUGUAAAUAAGUUAAUUUUCGAUUGGAAACUUUUCGCACCUUAGGUGGCGAGGUCGGUGCUCCAAAUGAAGGUUCGUGAUUUGGAAAAUAUUGAUGUGUAAAUUGUCUCGGCACAUGCUACAGGCGCAUUCUUGUUUAAAUCGCGA
Molecule: messenger RNA, 954 nt
Organism: Aegilops tauschii subsp. strangulata
Lineage: Eukaryota; Viridiplantae; Streptophyta; Magnoliopsida; Poales; Poaceae
Source: RefSeq, a predicted model, not a curated record